UUGCUUCGUCACGUUGGCGGCGGCAGGUGAGGGAGCUGAAGCGGCCCCCCCACCCCGGCUCCCGGGCCCCGCCCGCCUCCUCUCCGCAGCCACGGCCGCCCUCGGUGAACCACAGCCCGGCGCAGCGGGGACCUUUGUUGCAAACCUCGCGGCUGCGGUCGGGGAGACACAAACCAUGUUCCUGCUUCACUCCGGGCUGCGGGGGGCUGCGGGCCGGACCGCGGAUCUGCUGACGGGUGGAGGCUGCGGCGGACGGCGGGGAGGACGGAAUUGCUGAGUGCAGCAUGAAGCUGGAGGACCGGGCUUAGAGAAUGCACUGAUUUUCACUGUCUGACCCGAUACUGGCUUGGCAGAGAAACUGUGACAGAGAACAUGCAGAAGCAGUUACAGACGUCACCAGGAAGCGUCGCCACCAAACGCCCGACCAGUGCUCCAGGGUCACCAGCUUCCACCAUCUGUGCUAAAAUGGACAACCAGGUGCUUCCCUACAAGGAGCUGGCUGCAAUUCCCAAAGACAAGGCAAUUCUGGAGAUCGAGCGUCCGGAUCUAAUGAUCUACGAACCACAUUACAGCUACGUGUAUGCGGACAGACCGGACCCUCAGGGCGCUGCUGAGCGCCCACAUUCACCGCGACCAAUGUCACCUCUCACCUACCCUGAGUGUGUGAUGUACAAGGAGUGUCGGGAUUGGGCCGAUGAGAAAUCUCCAACGUCCUCGCUGGGAUCAGCGUGCAGUCGCCGUGGUUACACGUCUACUGGGAGCCUCCCGCAUCACUUCCACAGACCUGAUAUCGGCACCAACAUGUACAGGAAGCGGCCAAUCUACAAACAGAACGAACCGUUCCCUGUGCUUCCACAGAGCAAAUAUAUUGAGGACCUGAUCAUUGAAUCGUCCAAGUUUCCAGCAGCUCAGCCUCCUGACCCCAACGCUCCAGCCAAGAUCGAGACCGAGUACUGGCCCUGCCCACCUUCGCUGGCUGUUGUGGAGAAAGAGUGGAGGAGAAGGAUUGCGUCAAAAACCGGUGAGGAGGACGAGGAGGAGGAAGACGAUGAAACUGAUGAAAUGAGACAACUACGUGAGAUUCAAAGGAAGGAGCUGAACAAGAUCCAGUCCGGCCUUGGGAAGAUGAUAUUGAAAGAAGAGUUGGAGAAGUCAAAACCACGAGGGAGGAAAUCUCGAUCGUUACCAGACAGAACCACCAGGAGUUUCUCCCCACAGGAAUCGGCCCCCAAGUCACCCUCACUCCCCACCCAUGGAAGGAAUGGGCUCCACAGGCUGCAGUUGGCCGACUUUGCCACCCCUCACCGACAAUGCAAGAGGAGCAGUGCAGAUAUCCAGUGUGUCCCCAAUCUGUACCUUAAACUAAGUAACAUGACUACAGCCUGUUCCCUCAUCGCCACUGGAUCUAAUUCCUUGAGCAGCCACCUCAACACCACAGCAGGAGACCUUGCACAGAGCACCUUCUCUGAAGUGUGCUCGGGAAAGGACCUCGGUGCCUUGCCCCAUCGCUCUGCCCUCACAGGCGUGUGGGUGGCACUCGGUGUCUGUGAAAUUGUGUACGGUGGAGACUGCUGUGGUGUUGCCUGUUGCUGUGGGGACAAGGUGCUUACACCAGUGACGUUGGGGAACCCUAUCCCGCGGGUGGAUCUGUUGGCUCUCACUUUAUCGUUGCAGAACGGAGACCCCCUGACGGGCAGGAUGGACCGAGGUACCUCCUUACCCACCAUGUUGGAGCAGAAGAUUUACCCGUAUGAGUUACUGAAGGCGUGCAGUACCAGAAGCAUCAGCCUGCCUCGGGGAGUGGACAGGCCGCGACUAGAGAGGCAUCUGUCUCCCGAGGAGUUCCAGGAGGUUUUUGGGAUGACAAUUAAGGAGUUUGAUAAAUUGCCCCAGUGGAGGAGGACUGAGCUGAAGAAGAAGGCUUGCCUCUUUUAACGUGAGAGGGGAACCCUUCGAGAAGUUCCCCUGCUGAGACUCCAGCUCUCUAUGGUGGCUGACUUGCUCUUUGCUGGCUGUUACUCCUACAAUGUAUCAUUAGUCUCAGUAAUUGCCUAACUUUAAUUUUUUUUCUCUCUUCUAUUUCAUGAAAUCUGUUCUCAGUAUCCUGGAGUGGAACUCGGGUGAACUUUUGAUGUUUUUGAUUUGAAUCGAGUGUGCUGACUGCUCCCACUGAACCACAGGGCAGAAAUGCUACCACUCGACAGCUGCCAACCUGCUUAUAGUUCUGCAGUCUCUGCACAUGUAGACGAUAGUUCAUUAUCCCAGAUGUUGCUCUGUGGUUGCAGAGUGGUUUCGUUUGUGAUCAGCACAGCUGUCAGUGAGGCCAGCUCAAUGACCAAUUGUUCCGAUGUUUUGUCAGCAGCACUUCUCCUGAACAAAGAACUGGGCACAAGAUUGCAUUUGUUGCCAUGCAUGUUCUCUCACCACUAACCCACAGAUCUAGAAUAAAACCGUUUCUUCGUCCAAAUGCAUAUUCUGCAUUCUUCGUUAAAAAUGACUGGGAUAAGUUUACUAAAAACUAAAACCUGAGGCAACGAACUUUCAAUUACCCCGUGGCUGACACAACACAACAAUAAGGCAUCAUGCAGAUUAACUACUGAAAACCAGGUCCAAGUCCUGAUCUAAUCUAUGUUUGGAAGGUACCUAUUUAUUCACUGUGCUGCCAGAACAUGGAUGCGAUCAGCUGUAGGUAACUGGCAGAGCAUAGCUUACACCUCUGUGAAAGGUGACUGAAACCUCCCUGUUACUGCCAAUGGAAGGUAAAAUAUUACAUUUUUGUCGAAUAAUUUCACAGUAAAUGUGAUGUUUAUUCUGCAGGGUACAGAUCUUAGUGUUCCCAUCUCAUUUUCCUCUGCGGUUCCAGUGACAUUGGGUGCUGCUUGAUUGACCUUUAAAUUCUUGGUCGGUUGACGAUCUUGUAGCUAGCUGCUUCAAAAAACAAAGUGCACAUGACAUAUACAGUUGUAUUUAUGUAACAGUCUGAUUCAUCUUCCACAGCUUGUAGGGAUUUCACUGUUUUAGUGUCAGAACUAGUUCUGCAGAUAAUGGUGUUUGAGCUCAAAGGAGCUUAUGGCUGGCUUAAGAAACCACAGAUACUAAAACCAACCAUGGAUGCUCCCUGCCUCCCACAAUCACACAAAUGAUAACAUUGCUUUACUAUCAUUCCAGUAAGUAUCUGUUAUAUUUUUUGUCCACAGAAUAGAUAUCAGAUGUUUUAUAAAAUGGCUUCUUUCACAAGUAGCACUGACUGGAAACAUUCUGACAUACUGGUGUCCAACUCUUCUCUGGAAUUUAGUUCUGUCAGUGUGAUGACAUUAAGGGUUGGAAUUGGGUGGUUUAUAAAAGGAAAAUUGAGAUGGGAACAUUAGAAUCUGUAUCCUGAAGGAUAAACAUCAAAAUUGCUGUAACAUUAUUCAACGAAAAUGUCUUACUUUGCCUUCCAUUGAUUAUAUUUAUAUUCAUUUUAGCUCUAGAUAGCGAUGUUCAGAUAUUCAGAAUCAGAUUCUCUGUGACCACAAACUCCUCUCACGUCAAGCUCUGGUUCACCUGAUGUGUAGGGGCUGUGGCAUCUCGAGGGGUCGGCGCAGUGCAGUGUACCUGCCGCAAGUAACCCCACGCUCAGUACCUGUGAGUGACUGUGGUAAUGGUACAGUGUUGGGCAGUAAUUGAACAAAUGUGUGAUCCAGGGGUUUAAUGGCCCUCUCAAUGGACUGGCUGCUUAAACUCGUACUUGUGUUUUUAAUUUCUAGAGAACCAAAACUUUCAAAAGGAAAUGACUCUCAGUUCAAACUGCAUCUAAGAAUUAAAUAGAAUUUUGGAGAGAUCUGGUUAUAGCUCCAUGGGGAAAUCACCUUCCCUCUGCCUCUUGAUCUUGCUGACUCUCAACCUCACACUUCCCCCCCCCCCCCCCCCCGCUGCGUGCCUCGUUCUUGCUUCCCACUUCUCCCUGGCUUUGGCUCUCUCCCUUUCUCACCUCACCUCUUGUCCUCUGUUCAAUGCCCCUCACUCUGUUUCUCCCGCCCUUCUGUGACCACCGUCCUUCCCUCCCGACGUCUGUCACUCCCACUCAAACGCUCUCAUUCUCCCAAUCUUUCUAAUUCUGUCUUAAAUCCUCCCCCCAUCUCCCUUUCCACUCUCCGCUCUCUCUGUCCCGUUCUCCCAAUCUGUCUCUCACUGCCUUUAACCUUCCCUCUCUCCCCCUCCUCUCCACUGACAUUCUUUCCUUUCCCUCACAUUCUGAGACUCUCAAUUUUUGUCUGCCUCUCUUUAACUCUUGUACUCCUCCUCCUCCUUGUGUCUCAUGUUACAACAGUGACUGCAGUUCAAAGGACUUGGUGUAAGAUGCUUUGGGACAUCUUGAAUGGCACGUGUCAGCACCACACAAUCCCCGCCUUGUCUUUCUUCACUUCCUUGCUCUUCCUUUCUCUGAAUGUCCGUCUCCCUGUGUCUACCCCCUCGCCCCCCCCCCCCCCCCACCGUCCCGUCACAGACACUGACCUGCGGAGGAUCUCCAGCAGGCUGGGAUUUUAUCUGAUCUGCUAUUUGUCCUUAGGAGUUUGCAGAUUUCUUUCACCCAUUUGAAGUUGUAAAGAUGAACAUUGAACACAGGUGACAGUGCUGAGCGUGGGGGCUAGGGUGAGAGGAGCAAUGAUUUCUAUGAUAACCGGUGACCUUGGUAAACUGUUGUCCUUAAGCAAUAAGUGAAGCUGUUUCACUGCUUUGAGAGCUUCUAAUGUGCAGAGGCCCUGAUAUUGAUGAAGCUAAGUUGUGAGACUGUGGUCAACCAAAAGAACAUAGUAUGUGGCCCUUAAGCUCACGAUGUUGCAUCAAACUAAUUAAACUAGUAAUUAAAUGCCUAACUAAACUAGUCCCUUCUGCCUGCAAAAUGUUCAUCUCCCUCCAUUCUCUGCACAUUCAUGUGUCUAUCUAAGAGACUCUUAAACACCUCUGUCGUAUAGCCUCCACCACCACCCCUGCCAGCGCACUCCAGGCACCCACAACUCUGUGCAAAAAAAAACACCUGCUCCGCACAUCUCCUUUGAACUUUCCCUCUCUCACCUUCAAUGCAUGCCCUCUAGUAUUAGACAUUUCAAUCCUGGGAAAAAGAUACUGACUGUCUAUCCACGCCUCUCAUAAUCUUCUCUCUUAAACUUCUAU
Pristis pectinata (smalltooth sawfish) is the source of this 5157-nucleotide messenger RNA. RefSeq names its product dematin actin binding protein (gene dmtn). Lineage: Eukaryota; Metazoa; Chordata; Chondrichthyes; Rhinopristiformes; Pristidae. Gene Ontology annotation, molecular function: actin filament binding. The record is from RefSeq and is a predicted model, not a curated record. Bases 373 to 1935 code for a protein of 520 amino acids. The transcript has 18 exons. Gene Ontology annotation, biological process: lamellipodium assembly; actin filament bundle assembly; cytoskeleton organization. Gene Ontology annotation, cellular component: plasma membrane; actin cytoskeleton.